This is a messenger RNA of Sphaeroforma arctica JP610, 335 nucleotides long. RefSeq lists its product as hypothetical. The annotation marks the transcript as partial. Lineage: Eukaryota; Ichthyosporea; Ichthyophonida. The transcript has a single exon. The record is from RefSeq and is a predicted model, not a curated record.
AGACGCGUUGACCCAUGAAAUCGAGACGGUGGCGCUGCUUCAGCUGGACAGGUUUAACGUCGUGCACCACCCACUGCGCCAAUACAACACAUUGGGCGACGACUGGGUCACCGCACUACACGGGGUAGGGCCGUCAGUCGACAACAGCGUACGAGAGAGUGUCAGCACAAUCACGUGCGCAGACAUCGUCAUCAUUCCUCUGUGCCACAGCGAAGAUGUCCACAGCGACUACAUGAAGAUGCUCAACAAGGAAGCCGACGCACCUCACACCAAGCAACGCAAGGACCUGCCACUGCUCACGCUGUUCUUUGCGUCGUAUACAGACGCCACUACUG